Messenger RNA from Aptenodytes forsteri (emperor penguin), 7123 nucleotides. It is a transcript of the gene USP32, whose product is annotated as ubiquitin specific peptidase 32. Lineage: Eukaryota; Metazoa; Chordata; Aves; Sphenisciformes; Spheniscidae. The coding region runs from base 65 to 4903 and encodes 1612 amino acids. Gene Ontology annotation, cellular component: Golgi apparatus. Gene Ontology annotation, biological process: protein deubiquitination. The record is from RefSeq and is a predicted model, not a curated record. The transcript has 35 exons. Gene Ontology annotation, molecular function: cysteine-type deubiquitinase activity; calcium ion binding.
UACCUCCAUGGUCUGUGAUGCUUGCUGCAUAGGACUCAUGGAAUUGAGAGAAAAAAGGUAGCUUAUGGUUACAGACAUAGAGCUAAAGCGACUGAAAGAUGCUUUCAAGAGAACUUGUGGACUCUCAUAUUAUAUGACUCAACAGUGCUUCAUCAGGGAAGUUCUUGGUGAUGGAGUCCCUCCAAAAGUUGCUGAGGUUAUCUACUGUUCAUUUGGAGGAAUAUCCAAAGGGCUGCACUUCAAUAACUUGAUAGUCGGAUUAGUUCUACUUACAAGAGGCAGAGAGGAAGAGAAAGCAAAAUACAUCUUCAGUCUCUUUUCUAAUGAAUCUGGGAGUUAUGUUGUCCGUGAAGAGAUGGAGAAGAUGCUGCAUGUGGUUGAUGGGAAAGUCCCAGAGUCACUCAAGAAAUGUUUCUCUGAGGGUGAAAAGGUAAACUAUGAGAAGUUCAGGGUUUGGCUACUGCACAACAAAGAUGCUUUCACGUUUUCCCGUUGGCUGCUGUCUGGAGGUGUGUAUGUGACACUCACUGAUGAUAGCGAUACCCCUACCUUCUAUCAAACCCUGGCUGGAGUCACACACUUGGAAGAAUCCGACAUCAUCGAUCUCGAAAAACGAUACUGGCUGCUAAAAGCUCAAUCAAGAACUGGACGUUUUGAUUUAGAAACAUUUGCCCCCUUAGUUUCCCCUCCUAUUCAUCCAUCUCUGAGUGAAGGUUUGUUCAAUGCUUUUGAUGAAAACCGAGACAAUCACAUAGAUUUUAAAGAAAUUUCCUGUGGGCUCUCAGCAUGUUGCAGGGGACCCUUGGCAGAAAGGCAGAAGUUUUGCUUCAAGGUUUUUGACAUUGACCGGGAUGGUGUGUUGUCUCGCACUGAACUUAAAGAAAUGGUGGUUGCACUUUUAGAGGUCUGGAAAGAUAACCGUACUGAUAAAAUACCUGAAUUGGACAUGGAUUUGUCUGAAAUUGUAGAAGAUAUUUUGAAUAUGCAUGAUACCACAAAGCUCGGACACCUCACUCUGGAGGACUACCAGAUAUGGAGUGUAAAGAGUGCACUUGCCAAUGAAUUUUUAAACCUACUUUUUCAGGUGUGUCAUAUAGUUUUGGGGCUACGACCUGCCACUCCAGAAGAGGAAGGACAGAUUAUUAGAGGCUGGUUAGAAAGAGAAAGCAGGUAUGGCCUUCAGCCAGGGCACAACUGGUUUCUAAUUGCAAUGCCAUGGUGGCACCAGUGGAAAGAAUAUGUCAAAUAUGAUGCAAACCCUGUUGUGAUAGAGCCUUCAUCUGUCUUGAGUGGAGGUAUGAAUUCACUCAUAGCUGCUGCAGCCAAUACUUCAGAACAGGGAGAAGACAAAAUGGGAGGUCUUAAUUACUUCAGUGCAACAGAAGAAAAGUUUUCAGAUAAUAUUUCUACUGCAUCAGAAGCCUCAGAGACUACUAGCAGCAGUAAGCAUCUUCUUUCCUUGGAGAUUCUAGGAGACAUCUUUGUGAAAGAAGAAGAGAUUUUUAGUUCAGUCAGUUCUUGUGAGAAUUUGAGAGAUGAUGUAUGUUUUGCUAGGCAGCAUAAUACUUCGGACAAUAAUAACCAGUGUUUCCUUGGAACCAAUGGGAAUACUUUACUACAGCUUAAUCCUCAGAAACCAGGAGCUAUUGAUAACCAGCCCCUAGUAACGCAAGAACCAGUGAAGGCUGCAUCGUUAACAAUGGAGGGUGGAAGAUUAAAGCGAUCUCCACAGUUGAUUGAAGGAAAGGACUACAUAAUGGUACCAGAACCAGUUUGGAGAGCACUUUACCAUUGGUAUGGAGCAAAUCUGUCCUUGCCCAGACCGGUGAUCAAAAACAGCAAAACAAAUGUGCCUGAACUAGAGUUAUUUCCUCGCUAUCUGCUCUUCCUGAGACAGCAGCCUGCCACUCGAACGCAGCAGUCAAACAUCUGGGUGAAUAUGGGGAAUGUACCUUCACCGAAUGCUCCUUUAAAAAGAGUGUUGGCUUACACUGGCUGCUUUAGUCGAAUGCAAACAAUUAAAGAGAUACAUGAAUAUCUCUCCCAGAGGCUACGUAUAAAGGAAGAAGAUAUGCGCCUAUGGUUAUACAAUAGUGAGAACUAUCUUACUUUGCUGGAUGAUGAAGAUCACAGGCUGGAGUAUCUUAAAAUCCAAGAUGAGCAGCAUUUAGUAAUAGAAGUUCGAAACAAAGACAUGAGCUGGCCAGAAGAGAUGUCUUUUAUAGCAAACAGCAGUAAAAUAGACAGACAUAAAGUUCCUACUGAAAAGGGUGCUACUGGAUUAAGCAAUCUGGGUAACACAUGUUUCAUGAACUCCAGUAUCCAGUGUGUCAGUAAUACACAACCUCUAACACGGUAUUUCAUCUCAGGAAGACAUCUUUAUGAACUUAACAGGACAAAUCCAAUAGGAAUGAAAGGACACAUGGCCAAGUGCUAUGGGGAUUUGGUUCAGGAGUUGUGGAGUGGAACUCAGAAGAAUAUAGCACCGUUAAAGCUGCGGUGGACAAUAGCAAAAUAUGCUCCAAGAUUUAAUGGCUUUCAACAGCAAGACUCACAGGAGCUUCUGGCUUUUCUUUUGGAUGGUCUUCAUGAGGAUUUGAACAGAGUUCAUGAUAAGCCAUAUGUUGAAUUGAAAGACAGUGAUGGUCGACCAGACUGGGAAGUAGCAGCAGAGGCCUGGGAAAAUCAUCUGAGAAGAAACAGAUCCAUUGUUGUAGAUUUAUUUCAUGGGCAGCUGAAGUCACAAGUAAAAUGUAAAACUUGUGGACAUAUAAGUGUUAGAUUUGACCCUUUUAAUUUUUUAUCCUUGCCUUUGCCAAUGGACAGCUACAUGCACCUAGAAAUUACAGUAAUUAAAUUAGAUGGUACUACUCCUGUUCGAUACGGCCUGAGAUUGAACAUGGAUGAAAAGUACACAGGUUUGAAAAAACAGUUAAGUGAACUCUGUGGGCUAAAACCAGAACAGAUUCUACUUGCAGAAGUGCAUAGCUCCAAUAUAAAGAACUUUCCUCAAGACAACCAGAAAGUCCGGUUAUCAGUGAGUGGGUUUUUGUGUGCAUUUGAAAUACCAAUUCCAGGAUCCCCUACAUCAGCAUCAAGUCCUGUGCAGACAGAUGUCUCAACUGGGCCGUCAGCUAAUGGAGCACCCAACAUAAUGAUGAAUGGGGACCUUCCUAAACCAAGCCUAAUUCCAAACGGAAUGCCAAAUACUGUAGUGCCAUGUGGAACAGAGCGUAACCUUGCCAACUGGACUCUCAACGGUCAUGUGCCCUUGCUUUCUGAUAGUCCAUGUACAGGGUAUAUAAUUGCAGUCCACAGAAAAAUGAUGCGGACAGAAUUAUAUUUUCUUUCAUCUCAGAAGAAUCGUCCUAGUCUCUUUGGAAUGCCACUAAUUGUUCCUUGUACAGUUCAUACACGGAAAAAAGACCUGUAUGAUGCAGUGUGGAUUCAGGUUUCCAGGCUUGCUAGCCCUCUCCCGCCUCAGGAAGCUAGUAAUCAUGCACAAGACUGUGAUGAUAGCAUGGGAUAUCAGUAUCCAUUCACCCUAAGGGUAGUUCAGAAGGAUGGAAAUUCUUGUGCUUGGUGUCCAUGGUACAGAUUUUGCCGUGGCUGUAAAAUUGAGUGCACAGAAGAUAGAGCUUGUGUUGGGAAUGCUUACAUUGCUGUAGACUGGGAUCCAACAGCACUCCAUCUGCGCUACCAGACGUCGCAAGAACGGAUUGUAGAAGAACAUGAAAGCGUUGAACAAAGCCGACGAGCUCAAGCAGAGCCCAUCAAUCUGGAUAGUUGUCUUAGAGCCUUCACCAGUGAGGAAGAACUGGGGGAGGAUGAGAUGUACUACUGUUCCAAAUGCAAGACCCAUUGUUUGGCCACCAAAAAACUGGAUCUUUGGAGACUUCCUCCUAUUUUGAUCAUUCAUCUGAAAAGAUUUCAGUUCGUAAAUGGCCGCUGGAUAAAAUCUCAGAAAAUUGUUAAAUUUCCCAGAGAAAAUUUUGACCCAAGUGCCUUUUUGGUACAAAGGGAUCCAAGUCAUUUUCAAAGAAAGCAGCUAACGCUCCAGGUUGACAGCCUUCCUGAACCACGGACUCUCCAAGGGGAGUCUAGAAAAAUAGAUCUGCAGAUCACUUACACACCAGGAGAAGGAGAUAUACUGAACAGAAGUCCAUCCUCCCUUAACACUACUGUCUUGAAUAAUAUCAAAGCAUCUCCGUCUUUGGGGAGGAAAAGUGGAACCAGCUGUCCUUCAAGUAAAAACAGUAGCCCAAAUAGUAGCCCAAGGACUUUAGGAAGAGGUAAAGGACGUCUGCGGCUACCACAACUGGGUAAAAACAAACUGUCAAGUAGCAAAGAAAAUUUGGAUGCAAGUAAAGAGAAUGGUACUGACCAGGAACAGAGAUUUACUUCUGAUCAAAGUGAUGCUCUUACUAGAGGGCAGAUUUUGGGUGGUAGCCAGAGUGAACUAUAUACUGCUCAGGACAGUGAGAUGACUCUAGCCAAUGGAUACAUCUGUGAGCAGAAUGCAUAUAGUAAUGGCAGUAUCAACGGUCAAAUUGAUAACCAUAGCGAGGAUGAUACUACAGAUGACCAAAGAGAAGAAGUAUGUGUUAACCCUAUUUACAAUCUAUAUGCAAUUUCGUGCCAUUCAGGAAUUAUGGGAGGGGGUCAUUAUGUCACUUAUGCCAAAAACCCGAACAACAAGUGGUACUGCUACAAUGACAGUAGCUGUAAGGAAUUGCAUCCCGAUGAAAUCGACACCGACUCUGCCUACAUUCUUUUCUAUGAGCAGCAGGGGGUAGACUAUGCACAAUUUCUGCCAAAGAUAGACGGCAAAAAGAUGGCAGACACAAGCAGCAUGGAUGAAGAUUUUGAGUCAGAUUAUAAGAAGUACUGUGUUUUACAGUAAGCAGAUGAUCUUCCAUGGACUGUUUUGAGAAUGUGAGGGAUAACAUCCUGAAACUUACAUUUGGCAAAAAUGUUAUUGAAACGGAUAACCUAAGUGUAGUUGUUGUACCCUGUGAUCUGAAAGCACAAAAGGAAAACCCUAAUUAAAUAGCAGUUAAUAUAAAGAUAGUAUUGUUUUGUUCUGUUAUCUCAAUACAUGCUCUAAACAUUUCUGAUGUUAGGCAUCAGGCUGAGACUGCCAUUGGCCUUUAAAUAAAAUGGUUUGAGAAAAGCCGACUAGGACCAAAUAAGAGCUAAAUUAAAUAGUCCAAAUAAGAGCUAAACAAAGUAGUGUAGAGUUUACCAACUGUUCUAACAAACCCCUAAGGCUCUCUCUAGGUUUAAGAUAAUGGGGAAAAAAAAAUUGUAGUGUUGUCUUUGGACAACAUGAUAUUGCUACCUCCUUUUUCCUGCAGUUUUAUUGCAUUUUAUUGGCAAAACAGGGAAAGCAAGAGAAUGAAAAGUGCACAAAUUUCAAGAAUGAACAUCAAGAGUAGGAGACGUUUCCAGUUUUGCCACCACUAGUGUGUGUCAGUUGCUUUCUUUCUGUAUGUUGGGAGCACAACCAAAUCAUAAUUUGAGAAGUGAUUGAUUUCUACACUUGAAUGGUUUAUUACAAUUGUGUUUUCUCCACGUGUUGGCUGUGCAGAUCAACAUGUUUCAGGAAUGGCUUUUCUGCCUGAAGAGUGCUAUCUCAAACUUUUGAGAUGCCUCAAGAAGAAACUUCAGGUUGAAGAGAGUAGUUGUGAUUAUACGCAUGGUGUCUUAAAAUGUGCACAUUGCACAAAAUGUUCCCAGCUUUUGGAAGGAAAGAUGCUUGAGCUUAUGUUUCAUGACUGGUGUUGCUUUUAAAUUUGCACUUUUAAAAAUUCGUAUAAUUAAAUUCAAAAACAUAGUUUGUUUUUGUUGUUGUAAGGGCUCUGAAGUGAAUGGCUGUGAAUUAUCCACUGUGUAUUUCAAACAAAUAAGAAGCUGUGGCUGUCAGGUAGCUAUCGUAGCAUUCAUGGAUGGUUUUUUUAUUGGUUUUUCAUAAUUUAAUGGAGUUUCUUUUUUUCAAAAUUUGGUUGCCUUUUCGAAUUUUCUUUUUUGCAACAGGUUAUGCAUAUACUUGCAGUUAAACCAGAAUUGCUUUCUGUGCCCUUGCAACAUGCUCUUUUAAGUCAACAGGCUUAUCGCAUGAAGGAGAGCAUGACUGAGUCUUAGCAGAGACUGGAAAAAAGAUGGUUAUUUUUUGAGUAUUUCUUUAAACAUUUUCAGUGUUAAAUUGUUUGCAUAUCUGAAUGAAGAUAAAAGUUUCACUCUUUCGGCCUUUUGUUCUUCAGCUGAGUCUAAGCAGCUUACUAAUUUUGUCAUGUGUCAUCUUCCAAAUUCUUUAGGUUUUGUAUCUUCACUAACAAAAUUGGUACUUACGCGGUUGAUCUCUGAAGUAAACGUUUGGAUUAAUUUUAAUGUGUUUUACAAGAAUGCCAAGCCUAACAGUAAGUUUAUAAUUUCCAGAAAGAUCAGAGUUUUAUCCAUUUAAGAAAUUAUAUCAGCUGAUCUUGCUGUCUUUACUCAGGCAAAAACCUCCCUGCCUUUGUUGGAGGUCGUGUCUCCUUGAGGACAGCAGAUCGGUUCCAAAAAAAGUAUCGUCUUACUUGUAAAGUGUUGCUCCCUGUCCUAUAUGGUCUUUUAUCUUUAAAGUGGUCUAAACAUUGAGACUGAAGAAAAGCAAACAUGACUUGUGAAUUUCUAGGUUAGAAGCUUUUUCAGUACCCAUUUGUCUACUCCUCCCUACGCAAACUCCACGAAAAGUGAAAGAUUUUCAACUGAUUUACUUUAAAAUGUUUUAUUUAAGCAGGUAGCACAAUCUACUAAUGUUAUUUGAUCUUCUGUGUUUGUUACAUUGGUUGUAAUUAAUUUUUUUAAAUUAAAUUAAUUCAUGAAUUAGUAGUAAAUUUAUUAAGUUAACUAUUAACUACAUUCACUUUGUAAAUUAUUGUAUAAAACUUAUUGACAAUGCACUGACUUUAGAAAGAUGUUAAUGUACAUAAAUACCUUGUAAAUAAAAUAGUGUUGAUGUACUGGAAUAUGAGCUGUAUUAAAAAAAAAAGGUAUCGGUAAUUGUAUAUGGAGUGAACCUGUUUAUCUGUAACUAUAUUAUUCAAACAAAUUAAAUACUGUGGAUGCAGAUGAUGUGUCA